Phytomonas sp. Hart1 is the source of this 473-nucleotide messenger RNA. The record is from the annotation of a GenBank genome assembly. Lineage: Eukaryota; Euglenozoa; Kinetoplastea; Trypanosomatida; Trypanosomatidae.
UGGGCCUAUUGCCCCAGGGUCUUAGUUUGUUCCGUCCACAUACUUUACCCAUUCUCCAGGUGUUUGCCGAUAUGUCUAAUUUCGUUCGGCGAGGAUCGGUUGGUCGUGUCAAUUCCUCUAGGCUCUAUGCAUUUAAUCAAACCCUUAAAAAGGAUGCCUUGCGGGAACGCUCCUAUUGGGAGGUAAGUAAAGAUAGCCAUCCAAUUAAUCGCUGGACCUACCGCCGAUGGAAAAAUCGGAAGGAGGAGCUGGGUGUGUUUCAGGAUAAGCUCGAAAAGGUACCGAUUGACCAAAAAUUCAAGAUAAAGAAGCUGCUCGCGGUAGUAAAUAUUUCAGUUUUGGGUCCCAUUGUUUUGGUUGUCUACUUUUCGUUUUGCUAUUUGCGUUAUUAUGUGUGGGGCAUUACCCCCGCCGACGGCGCCAGCGCCAUUGCUCGUAGUAUUCAGAACCUUCCACGUCCCCCCGGUUAUUAG